GGAAAUUUUGAUGCUAUAAAUCAGUUUUUCAUUUGACUUUCAAUCUGGCUCUGGAUUUUGUACCAAAAAUCUAUAAAAUGGCUAGAGACCAGGAUUGGACGCCGACCUUUAAAAAAUUACAAUUGAUUACUCAGCAAAUGUAUAUUAAAUUGUAGCCGGCUAUGAAUGAUUCUUUCUUUAGGUACUUUCCAUUGAUCCAGUUCUCUCUUUUCUGUCUGCUUAAACCUUUUGACUCUUUCAUUUGCUUUGCUUACUACAAAUACAAAUCACUUGUUAGAAUCACCAGUUCUAAGAUCUUCAUCAAAAUUUGGAGAAUGGAGAAGCUAUCAAAUUUCAGAAGCAAGAUCCUUUCAUGUCUACCAAAAGCUGCAUCUCCAGUCACCUUCCAAUUGAGCCCACCAUCCAGCCCAGUUGCUAGAAAAGGCUUUACAGCUCCAACCAUCUCCAUGAUUCCCAAGGAGAUGAGAAGGAAACCCAAAACUGAGAGCUUUGUGGCACAAGAACCAACCUCACCAAAAGUUUCAUGCAUGGGCCAAGUUAAGAACAAGAAGAAGAAAAAUAUGUCAAAAACUCAGCCAGUUGUUGUUUUGCAAGAAAGCCCACGAAAUUCAUCUCCAAAAGAGAUGAAAAAGAAGCCCUUUGCAAACAGAAAAUCUUUCAAUGGAACAAAACAAAGCGAUAAAGUUGUUGAAAGGGUUCCUUCUUUGGGUCAAAUGAAGCAGUUUUCAAGCAGUCGCGGAAUGUUAAAUAAUUUUGAUUGGACAGCUUGUGAAAAAGAAAAAGAAGAAGCCAUUGUUGAACGUGGAGAAGAAGUUUCCAUUGAGCCAAGGAAAGAAGUUAACUUGUGGAAGAGAAGAAACAAAGCUUCUCCUAUUCAUCUGCAAGUGUAAACUUUAAGCAAAGGAUUGCUUAUUCCCAAUUCCAUCCAAGAAUAAGAAUAUACUAUUCCUUCCCAGAUUCUCCUCAUUUUAUUUUAUUUUAUUUUGUCACAUUAUUAUCCUUCAA
Pistacia vera is the source of this 1005-nucleotide messenger RNA. RefSeq lists its product as uncharacterized. The transcript has a single exon. The record is from RefSeq and is a predicted model, not a curated record. Lineage: Eukaryota; Viridiplantae; Streptophyta; Magnoliopsida; Sapindales; Anacardiaceae. The coding region runs from base 162 to 890 and encodes 242 amino acids.